Molecule: messenger RNA, 1066 nt
Organism: Adelges cooleyi (spruce gall adelgid)
Lineage: Eukaryota; Metazoa; Arthropoda; Insecta; Hemiptera; Adelgidae
Exons: 12
Coding region: 107-856 (249 amino acids)
Source: RefSeq, a predicted model, not a curated record
GUAUAUAAGCCCAUUAAUAAGUCGCAAAUAGUACAUUUAGUUUGAAAAGCUGUUCAAUUAAAUUGUUGUACAAGAACCUCUAACCAACUCCACAGAUAAAAUAAAAAUGAAACUCUUCUGUUUAUUAAUACCUAUUUUCUUCGUGGGUGUUUUGGCAAAUGAGGGAACAUAUAUGAGUUAUAUUUUCAUUACAACUGAAGCCUUGGCAAUUGCAAAUGAUUUGACUGUAGAAGGUACAAAUGGUACAGAAACAAAUGCAUUGGAGCAUGUAAUUGAGACAAUGGUUGAUAAUGUAGAGAAAUACAGGCAUUUCGGCAAACUUAAUUUUUUGUUAGCUGUACCGGACCAUCCGGAAAUUAUGCGCACAAUACCACAACUUCCAUUACUUCCAAUAUUGCAAAAAGCCAAUUUUUUCUUCCAAAUUAUGCGACAAGACAUAGAAAGGCUAUUAGAAUUAGAACCAAUUAAUGGAUUUUAUAGAGAAUCUAUAUCAUUGAAACAACUCGGAGACGAUAGAAGACAACAUGUUGUUCCAGCUUUAAAAAACGUAAUCAGACGUCGUGUAUUAGAAUCUGGGCAGCAUGAUGAAGCCUCUUUAUUACCGAAGUGUCGUUUGCUAGGAUUAUACUUGAGUACACAAUUUCCAGAAUCGUUCAUAAAACAAGUUGACAUUGAUCCAAUUGACCUAAUAUGUAUCUUAACGGAUACAAAUGAUACCAAAAGAUAUUACAGAAAAAUUGAUAACGCAUGGUCCGAAAUAAGAUUAUCUAACAUAAACGAAUCACUACAAUUCCUCGAGGAACAGUUACGACUUGGACGUCCACAAGUUCCAUUUUCAUUCCAUGAUGUAUUAUAAUUUAUCUUAUUAUUAUCCCUAUAUUUAUUAUGAAAUCUUAAGUUGUAAAAUGGUAUACACAAACUUAAGCUGACGGAAAAAGAACCGUUGGUGGAUUUUUCCAAUAACAUAUUCCACAUAAUAAACGUUUUUGUAAGUACAUAAUAUUAUACGUUUUUUUCUGUUUUAUGUCAUGUCUACCAACAAAAUAAAUAUUACUGAAUUUGUAAA